This is a messenger RNA of Aspergillus pseudotamarii, 860 nucleotides long. RefSeq names its product GNAT family N-acetyltransferase. Gene Ontology annotation, molecular function: acyltransferase activity, transferring groups other than amino-acyl groups. The transcript has 2 exons. NCBI's taxonomy places the organism in Eukaryota, Fungi, Ascomycota, Eurotiomycetes, Eurotiales, Aspergillaceae. The record is from RefSeq and is a predicted model, not a curated record. The coding region runs from base 94 to 720 and encodes 208 amino acids.
AAAUUCCCAGCCCCAUAAAACCCACCCCAAUAUCUCCUUGACGCUUUGAACAGAACACCAAUCCACAUACUUGAUAUUUCUAAGCUUUUCGCAAUGAUAUCCUUCCAAACUACCCGCCUUGAUAUUCGACCCCUCGUCCUCUCCGAUGCAGAGGAUGUCUUUGAGAUGCGUCGGGAUCCGGAAGUUGCGAAAUGGGGGUCACGCGGAACACCGGAUACGACUAUUUCCCAGACGAUAGACUGGAUGCUAUCAUCUUGCGGUCCAGCAGUGUCUGAUACCAAUGAUACUACAAUAUCACCGAAAAAACCUUAUCCGAAUAUCAUAUUCGCUAUUCGGGAACUACAGCCAAGUACUCUAUAUCCCGAACCGAAGGUAAUCGGGACGAUUGGCAUCAAGCGGUUGGCGACGCCUUUGGGGCCGGCGGGGUCGAAUCGGGUGCGGUGGGAGUUGGGGUACGGGUUUCGUGUUGGUGCUUGGGGGAAAGGGUAUGCGACGGAGGCUGCGAGGGGGGUAUUGGGCCAUUUUGGCGAGAUUAAGCGGGUUUUAGAGGGGCAGGGGCAGGGGGAUGAUGCUGUGGUUGUUGCGGAUGGAUUGUGGGCUGCUACUGCGGAGGAGAAUUUAGGGAGUCAGGCUGUGUUGAGGAAGUGUGGGUUUGGGUUUGUUGGGGAGUUUGUAGAUGAGCUUGGGAGGAAGAAUUUGGAUUUUCAGGUAUUGGUUUGAUAGUAUGUUUCAUGGUUGGUAGAUGUACAUAUCGAGGCAAGGUCUGCGAAGGUUAUAUACGUGUAUACUGUACCUGUCUAGAAGUUAUGUAUAUGGUUAGUUUAGGUGCAAAAUGGGCGGUUUUCUUGCCGUGAGGACGG